GCGACAGAAUAAGCGCCCUCUAAAUACAACUAAAAACAAUCCCUGGAUCUGAAGUUGAAUUCACCUGUAAGCAUUGAGUAGUUUUUAUCUGCGGGACUCUUGAACAUUGAUUAACUCUCUAUGUUACUGAACUUUAUGAGUUGUGUAAGAGUAACUUUAAACUAACUACAUUGAAUGUUGCUCUUUUAAAUUUCGCGCUGUUGGCUCCGCCUGUAAAACGGCUUUAGCCUGUUAGCUCGGUAACUAGCCUGCUUUGGUAACCUGGAGCAGCAGCUUCAACAUUAUGUUUUUGAAGAGGGAUAUUUUGUGUUUUUUACAAUCCCUGCUCUGACUUCCUCUGAGUUUCUUUUAACAUGGAGGUGACAGACAUCGGAAACAAAGAAGAGGGGAAAGUAUGGCAUCGAAAACCAUCAGCAGGGAAGAGUGUGUUGGUAAAUAUCGUCCGCACUGCUCAUCAGGCGAAGACGGUGCGUUUCCUCCAUGUUGCCUUUGACACCACAGGAGACUCCUUCCUGGCUGGAGAUCACCAUGGCAACAUCUAUGUCUUUGACAUCAGUAGAAACAGGUUUCGUCUGGUGCAGAAGACAGGACAGGCCUGCACUGCUCUGGCAUUCAGCCUCCGGAGGACCACAGAGUUCCUUGUGGCCCUUACUGACUACACCAUCAAGUGCUUUGACAAAGACACAAAGCAGCUGGUCAGUUGGAUGCGAGGUCAUGAGGGAGCGAUCUCGUACAUCUCCGUCCACGGCUCAGGCCGCUACGCCAUCAGCACGUCCUCAGACACGGCUCAGCUCUGGGACCUGGACACCUUCCAGAGGAAGAGGAAGCUCAACAUCCGGCAGUCUGUCGGCAUUCAGAGGGUGUUUUUCCUGCCGCUCAGUAACACCAUCCUCAGCUGUUUCAGUGACGACUCCAUCUUUGCUUGGGAGAGCGACACACUCUUCUGCAAAUAUCAGCUCCCUGUUCCUGACAGUGGACCAAAAGUCUCCUACAAGGCCUUCGCUGUCACACGUGAUGGUAAGAGCCUUGCUGCUGGUGGGCGCUCCAACCUGCUGCACCUGUGGUGUUUGGACAGCAGGCAGCUUAUCAGGGUUAUUCAGAUGCCCACGCAGGUCCGAACCGUAAGACAACUGGAAUUUCUGCCUGACAGCUUUGACGGAUGCGCCAGUCAGACGCUAGGUGUACUGAGUCAGGACGGCCUGAUGCGCUUUAUCAACAUUCACACCUGCAAGCUGCUUUUCCAAAUGGGUUCCCAUGAUGAAGCCAUCACAACAGUGACAGUCGCUCCUAAUGGCCGGCACAUCGUGGCCAUCAUGGACAACGGCAGCAUCAACGUCUACAGUAUUCAGAGUCUCACACAGGAACUAAACAAGCCUCCGCCCUCCAAGGUGGCCAUGGUUUCGGGAGUUGAAGCUGAACAGGAGUUGUCUAAUCUGAGAGUCAAGGUCAGGUCAGACGGCAUUCAAAGACCAGCAAAGAGUUCUGGGAGGCAGACUCAGGUGAAGAUACUCAGACCUCCUGCUGGGUCUGCAACUGAGGAUAAAGAGAAUGAACUGCCUGCUGGUCUGAAUAAGAAGAGACUAGUUGAUAUGCUCAAAGCGUUCGGAGAGUAUCCUGCUAAAUACAGGAUGUUUGUAUGGCGGUCUUUGUUGUGUCUCCCAGAGAACCAUGCGGCAUAUAGCAGUCUGACGGAUAAAGGCCUUCAUUUAGCCUACCUUGCUCUGCAGGAUAAAUAUCCCAUCAAAAGUCACAAGCUACAGAGGGGGCUGCAGAGAGUUUUGUCAGCCUUAGCUCACUGGGCGGCCAUCUUUGGAGAGGUGGAGUACCUUCCCUUGGUGGCCUUUCCUUUUGUCAAGCUUUUCCAGAACAACCCAAUGCUCUGCUUCGAGGUGGUAGCCACCGUCCUAGUAAACUGGUGUCAGCAUUGGUUUGAGUACUUUCCCAACCCUCCUCUGAACAUCCUGAGCAUGGCGGAGAACAUUCUGGCUCAUCACGACAAGGAGCUCCUGCAGCACCUUGUGGACUGUGGAAUCACCUCGCAGCACUAUGUUUGGCCCCUGCUGGAGACGCUGUUCUCUGAGGUGUUGACUCGCGACGAGUGGCUCAAACUCUUCGAUAACGUCUUCUCCAAUCACCCGUCGUUUCUGCUCAUGGCCUGUGUGGCCUACAUCACCUGCUCUCGUGAGCCCCUGCUGCUCUGUUCUCAGAAACAGGACUAUGAGUAUUUUUUCCACCAUCGUAACAACCUGGAUGUGGGAGCCAUGAUAAAGGAGGCGUACAGGCUCAUGGGCAGCACACCAGCUGACAUCCAUCCCAAGCAUCUGCUCUCUAACUUUACACCCCUGACCCAAGGCCAGUACCCUGUGUUCAACCAGUACCCAGAAUUCAUAGUGGAGUACCAAAGCCGGGAGAGGGAGAAGAUACGACUGCAGGAGAUGGAGUAUCUCCGCGAGAGGCAGGAGGUGUCGGCCCUGCGUGCAGAUUUUGUGCGUCGCCAGGCUGAAGAGGAGACCUAUUAUGCACAACAGGAGCUGCUGGGGAAGGCAGAGGAACAACGCAGAAACAUUCUGGCACAAGAGGAAGAAAAACUAACACAACAGAGGGCAAAGUUGGCCGCCAUGAAGAGAGAGCUGAAGGUAAAGGAGUUGCAGCUGCUGGAUGCUACCAGAAGACGUUUCCUCAAGCAUCAGCAGGACCUGAGAGCCUCACAAAUCAAAGGCUUAGAGCAGGAGAUCAGCAGAAAGAUGGAUCUGCGGGAGCAAGAAACAACUGCAGCAGUCCAGGAUCUGGAAAUCAGACAGAUGGAGAUGGAGGCUCAGCGGCGGCGACUUGAACAGACCCUGUUGAAGGAACAGGAGCGCCUGGGACAAAGGGUGGAGGAGGAGGUGGCGAUGAGGAUGAGGGGGGCGGAGAGGGAGGACGAGAGCGACACAGAGCUGCUACACAGCACAGAGACUAACAUACAGAUCCUGGAGGAGUCCCUGGCGGAGGCGUGCCAGCUGGGCUUGGACUCAGACUGGCAGAGAGAGGUGGCGGAGCGGUUGCAGCAGGUGGAUGCCGAGCAGGAGAGGAAGAGGGAGAGACUGGCAGAGCUUCACAGACAAACCCUGGCAGAGGAGAAGAGACUGGCUGACACCAUGAGAGAUGUGGCGGGACGGAAGUGGGAGGACGUGAUGAGAAGCAGAGCUCAGUUACAGGAGCAGCAGCAGCCCCCGUCUUCAGAUGCACAGAGACAGACAGCUCCUCAUAGACCCUGUGUCAUCACUACUGCUGUGUGUGUCGGAACCAACACUGCUGAUCCAGCAGUCAUACCCAACCCCACCUCCCCGAAGCAGACAGGAACCAACAUGACGUGUCUGAACAGCCGUUCACCUACAGAGAGCACCUCCACCGUCUUUUCUCUGGAUCGAGGCCGGGCCAAGCUGGACAGCAGCGAGAGAGAGCUGCUGAGGGAAAUCAGAGAGCUGAGACUGAAACUUGCAGCCAGAGCGAGAGAGGGCAGCUCAGCCUCCUCACAGUCUGUCCACACACUGUCCUCUGUCUCCCAGUGACCACACACUGCCCUGUGUCAGAAAAAACAUCUUCUCGUCUCGAGUGAGCUACGACAACAGAAACACUGACUCAGACUGUUACCAAGUGCUUAUAGACUAUUCCUUACCUCCACCUGUAGCAACAAAUUAUUUAUGAAACCAAGAUCGUAUGGAAAUGUGUCUGGGUACAGAUUCAUCCUGUCAGUCCUGACUGUGUUGGUGCUACAUUUAGCAUUUAGCUUAGUGUUGGUAUCUCCAUGCAUACGAAAGCUCCACAGGAAACAACAGUUCUCUUACAAAGAAGACACAGAUCAAACAUUUUUCCCCUAAUGUUCACUUGUACACUAUUUAUUCAUUGUUGUGAUUUUUUUUUUUGUCAUUGCAGCCGUGAUCUGUUUUUUAUUUGAAUGAAUUUUAUUUGACUGGCUUUAUUUAAAUCCUUUUUUUUGAUAAACUGUUUGAUUAAAAAAAACCUGAUUCAAUCUUCUGUUUUAUUGGGUUUUUAGACACACAUGUGAUACUCAUUGAUUAUCUCUGUAUUCUUAGUGAGUGAUCGUAGCAGUCAUUUUAUUAAAUAGAGCUCUUCAAA
Molecule: messenger RNA, 4119 nt
Organism: Labrus bergylta (ballan wrasse)
Lineage: Eukaryota; Metazoa; Chordata; Actinopteri; Labriformes; Labridae
Gene: tbc1d31
Product: TBC1 domain family, member 31
Cellular component (GO): centrosome
Molecular function (GO): protein binding
Source: RefSeq, a predicted model, not a curated record